AUGAAUUCUACAGACAUUUUGGAUAUUGCCAUUUCUGAUAUGGUGGACUGGAGUCUCAAGGUUGAAAAUAGUGUAAGAAAAAUAUACGAGUCAGUUGAAUCAAUUCCAACUGAAAAUGAUAAACGUAUUAAACUUGUAAUGGACAAAUUAUUGAGUGGAAAAGAUAGUCUUGGUGACAAGAUACCAGCAAUUCCACGUCCAGGAAAAAAUCCAAAUGUUGGAAUUCGUCACAGAAAUCGUGGUGAUGAAAUAUACAGGAGUAACGAUAAACGCAUGGCAAUGAUACAUUACACUCAAGCCAUUGCAUAUGCAGUAGAAAAUACUACAUUAUUAGCUCUUUCACUCAACAACAGAAGCAAAUGUCUUUAUGAACUUGGUAUGUUUCAUUCAUGCAUUCAAGACAUUCAACUUAUUCCACUCCCUAAUUUAUCAAAAGAUCUAAAAGGUGAUUUAUUUUAUCGUAGAGCAAUGUGUCAUCGCGCAAUUGCUUGUAAAUUAUUAAUACCAGUACUUAAAAAUCCACAAAAUAUUUCAGAGGUUGAACUAAAAAAAUACCAUCAAAAUAUUGAAGAUUAUAAUAAACUUAAUAUUGUACCAUAUAACAAACCAAAUGAAGUUAAUUAUAAACUUCCUGAGCCGCCUUUAUUGGCAAAAAAACAUUCAUUGAUACCUGGUUUAUCAAAUGCACUUGAAUUAAAUUACACAGAAAAAGAUGGUCGUUAUAUAACAGCAUCAAGAAACAUUUUACCUGGUGAAUUAGUUGGUGUUUGUAAGCCAUACGUGAGUGUUGUUAAUUUUCGAGACAGAUUUAAUUUUUGUUGGCAUUGCACAAAGCAAGUAUGGAAUGGUAUAUCAUGUGAAUGGUGUACAUGUACAAUUUAUUGUUCUGAUAAUUGUCGUGAAGCAGCAUUUAAAACAACACAUGAUAUUGAGUGUCAUGUUUUACCACGUUUAUGUGCUUAUGGAGUUGAUCAAGAUAUAUUAAUGACCUUGAGAGUAACCAUCCAAGCAUACAAACAAUGCGAAUCUAACAUUUACAAAUUAAUGGAUAAUUAUCAUAUCAAUGAUAAAACACCAACAAAAGAUGAAAUGUGCAAAAAAAAAUAUGAGCCUGAAAAGUACUCAAGUUUUCAUAAUUUAUGGAGUGAUUUUAAAACAAAUUCACAUGGUGUUAAUUCAAAAAUAUUUGUCAAGAGCUUGGCUAUUGCAUAUCAUUUGGGAAUUAGUAUUGGUCUUAUUAGAGAAGGUGCAUCCUUGAAUUAUUUGAAAAAUUAUGAUGAAUUUGUAUAUUUGUUUGGAUUUAUUGAGAGAGCUAUGAGAAUUGUUAAGUUUAAUCAAUUUCAUCAUGAAAUGAAUACUCAAACAAAGGGUUUGAAGGAAAAUAUUAUUACCAGUUCAACAAUAAAUCCAAGUUUAUCUUUAUUUAAUCAUCAUUGCUUAAAUAAUGUCAUACGUAUUCGAAAAGGUGAUUAUGAAUUUGUUUAUGCUAUAUCUCCAAUUGAAAAAGGUGCUCAAGUAUACAGUAAUUAUUAUAAAAAUGAUUAUUCUAAAGCCACUGAGAAGGAACGAAAAGAUUAUUUAUUAUCAAAUUUUGGUAUUGAUUGUAAUUGCAUGGCUUGUACUGAUGAUUGGGUUUUAAAAGAUGAUAUUAUAACAGAAGAUAAUUCAAAGUACUUGACAGAAAUCAAACAAAAUCUUGAAAAAGUUGGCAAACAAAUUACGGUACUUCGUAAGAUAGCAAGUAGAUUUUUUUGUCAAAAUAAUAAAUUGAAUGAUGUAUCAAAGUAUAUUGAAGCAAUAGUUGAAGUUGUUAAUUCUUGCUAUGAACAUCUAGAUCUCAAUUCAAGUGAUCUUGUUAACUCGAGAUUAUAUUUGAGUCAAAUUCUACAACUUUCUCAGGUACCUUUGGUAUAUCCAGAAUAA
Aphidius gifuensis is the source of this 1923-nucleotide messenger RNA. RefSeq names its product SET and MYND domain-containing protein DDB_G0273591-like. The transcript has a single exon. The record is from RefSeq and is a predicted model, not a curated record. Gene Ontology annotation, molecular function: protein binding. The coding region runs from base 1 to 1923 and encodes 640 amino acids. NCBI's taxonomy places the organism in Eukaryota, Metazoa, Arthropoda, Insecta, Hymenoptera, Braconidae.